CAGGUGUCAAGACUUCUCGGUCUGCGGUACGACCGAAAUCGCCUGCACGCGCGCGCUUUGCUUUUCAGUGUCACUCAGUGAACAACUACACUCAGCGUUACCUGCCCUGGCUACCCGUACAAGUCAAGAUUACUUCACCCUUUUGUGGAUAUUCGGAUUUGCUUGGUUCCAGCUCUCACCCACCUUUGCCCACAUCAGGAAUAUGGACAGUCUCAGCUCUUCCUUCACGGUGGAGGUCAACGGAGUGUCCAUUGCCAAGGUUGAAGACAACGGUGAAGACCAAAUUCAAGCAAAGACCGGACCCGAAGCGGCUGUUUUCGAGCUCAAAGAUGGCCGCCUCCAAUGUGGCGAUUGGGUUCUUGGGCGGUCGUUGGUCGAGGAUCGGAGCAUGCUUCCAAAGAAAGUCUCAUGGUUCAAAGCGGGCGCGGAUAAUGAAAAGCGGAUCCAGCGUGUUACUGCCCACCAGGACGGGGAUGCAUACCAGCUCAAGUUUGCCAAUGCCUGUCUGAUAUCGGAAGACGGUCAAGUCUUUGCGGAUCUUCUAGGAGGCGAGCAAUCAAACGUGGCAGUGAAGAUGCAGCAAGAAUAGAGUUAUGCAGUAUUAUGAACCAUGCGCGGGAUCGCGAGAUCCACACAUCGUAACAGAGUGCUCAUUUGAUCUUCACCACCCCGCUAUGUAUGUAGAAUGAGAAGUAUCGUGUAUCUUCCAGCUCGUGAAAU
This is a messenger RNA of Dothidotthia symphoricarpi CBS 119687, 720 nucleotides long. RefSeq lists its product as uncharacterized. NCBI's taxonomy places the organism in Eukaryota, Fungi, Ascomycota, Dothideomycetes, Pleosporales, Dothidotthiaceae. The record is from RefSeq and is a predicted model, not a curated record. The transcript is spliced from 4 exons. Gene Ontology annotation, molecular function: serine-type endopeptidase inhibitor activity. The coding region runs from base 203 to 589 and encodes 128 amino acids.